AUGGUGAGGGGGAAGAUGCAGAUGAGGAGGAUAGAGAACCUGGCCAGCCGGCAGGUGACCUUUUCCAAGCACCGGAGAGGCCUUCUGAAGAAGGCCUUUGAGCUCUCCGUGCUCUGCGAUGCCGAGCACCAAAUGUCAAGUAUUCCCCAAAUUUCUGUUUCAAAUCUCGAAGGAAAAAUAGUGGCUUUGUACAUCUCAUGCAAUAGGGAUUGUUGCAUUGAGUUCUCUCCAAUACUCACACAAAUCUAUAAGAAGCUCAAGGAAAUUGGAGAGAGCUUUGAGGUUGUGCUAGUGUCCUUGGAAGACGACGAAUCCUAUUACGAUGAAGCCAUAGAAAACAUGCCCUGGCUUGCAUUUCCUUUCAAUGACAAAAGCUACGAUAAGCUUUUUUGCUAUUUUGGUCUCUAG
Messenger RNA from Zingiber officinale, 408 nucleotides. Its product is annotated as probable nucleoredoxin 1. Bases 1 to 408 code for a protein of 135 amino acids. NCBI's taxonomy places the organism in Eukaryota, Viridiplantae, Streptophyta, Magnoliopsida, Zingiberales, Zingiberaceae. The record is from RefSeq and is a predicted model, not a curated record. Gene Ontology annotation, molecular function: DNA binding; protein dimerization activity. The transcript has 2 exons.